Messenger RNA from Bactrocera tryoni, 1906 nucleotides. Its product is annotated as odorant receptor 94a-like. Gene Ontology annotation, molecular function: olfactory receptor activity; odorant binding. Lineage: Eukaryota; Metazoa; Arthropoda; Insecta; Diptera; Tephritidae. The record is from RefSeq and is a predicted model, not a curated record. Gene Ontology annotation, biological process: sensory perception of smell; detection of chemical stimulus involved in sensory perception of smell. Gene Ontology annotation, cellular component: plasma membrane. Bases 18 to 1226 code for a protein of 402 amino acids. The transcript is spliced from 6 exons.
AUUGAGAGCGCUUAGUAAUGGAUAAGCUGGAAGAAUUAUCCUCGCGUAUAUUUCCAUCCGAUGCAUCCAAAGGCAAAAUCGGUUCAAUACAGUACAAUGUGUGGUUGGCACAGUUGUUUGGGGUGCCUGUGGUGGGCCUAAAGGCAGAGUCGCCGCGCUUGAGGAUUGCGCUCGGCAUAUAUGGAGUGCUGAUGACGCUGGUGGUGACAUUCUUUUACACGUUUUUUGAAAUUUACGAUAUGAUUUCGUGUUGGCCCAAUUUGGACAGUUUGACGCAGAAUAUUUGCUUGUCCCUGACACAUAUCGCCGGAGUGUUCAAGGUUAUCAAUAUUAUUUAUCGGCUGGACGAAGUAGCCUUUGUGGUGAGAAGAAUUGAGUACUCAGCCAAAACUUAUGUGGUUUCAAAAAGUCAGUUAGUCGCUUUUUAUCGUGGUGAAUUUGAGAAUAAAAUACCGUUAACCAUUUAUGCCUCACUGGUGGGUUUCACAGGCGUGCUAGGCCUCAUGUAUCUGUUCUACAAUCCCAACGGCGUUGCGGGUCAAAUAUUCCCCUAUCGCGUGAAAUUGCCGGAGUGGAUGCCUUUCGGCAUGCAACUAGCCUACAUGGGCAUGAGUGUUUUGGUAUUUGCGCUGCAGAUUGUCGCCAUCGACUAUCUCAAUGUGACCAUGAUCAAUCAGAUACGUUUUCAAUUGAAAAUACUGAAUUUGGCUUUCGAGGAGCUCAAGUUGGAUUGUGUUAAUGCGAAGGAACAAGAAGAGGUCAACAAGCGCUUACAAACCAUAGUUGAGCACCAUUGCCUGCUCCACGAUCUGCGCAAUGAUGUGGAGGAUAUUUUUCGCCUGCCAGUGCUCUUACAGUUCUUCACCUCACUCAUUAUAUUCGCCAUGACGGGCUUUCAGGCGAUUGUCAAAGUGGAGAACUCAAAUGGCGCUGCACUCAUUUACUGUUAUUGCGGCUGCAUUUUUUGUGAGUUAUUUGUGUAUUGUUGGUUCGGCAAUGAGGUGUCCGAGCAGAGCAAAACUUUGGCCGCCAGCGGUUACAGCUCGAAUUGGUAUGCGUUUGAUCAGCGCUUCAAGAAAUCACUCUUAAUAUUUAUGUGCAAUUCGCAAACACCGUUUGUUUUUACGGCUGGCGGUUUCAUGUCUCUGUCGCUGCCCAGUUUCACUGGUAUUUUGAGUAAAUCUUAUACAGUUAUAGCGCUCUUGCGGCAAGUGUAUUCACGCUGAAAUUUAUAACUUUCAUGGAAAGCUUUCGCAAAGAGCUUUCGCGAAAAACUUUCACAAAAAGCUUUCAUAUAAAACUUUAUCAAAAUGUGUUAAGCAGACCACAUUCUUUAUGACUUACGGAUCUUACGAUGUGAUUACGAUCAAUUCAAGUUCAAUUAAACAAAAUAAAAAAGGUAAAUAACAAAGGAGGGAAAAUUUAGGUUUAAGAAGGUUCCAGAAAAGUGGGGACGACCGCGAUAAUUAUCAUAAGAGCUAGUUGAAUCACGAUACUCUAAAUCAGUUCAAUAUUUCUCAUGUCUACAAAAGAAAAGAAGGAGUUCACAUGAUUCUUAUCUGACAUAUGCCUUUUCCUUCCAAAAAUCUGCGUUUCUAUCUGAGUUUCCAUCAACUGAGUAAAAAGAUUUUACGUCCAUAUUCUAAGAAGAAGAAAGAGAUGUUUCAUUACGUUUAAAUAUCAAUACGGUAAGACAAAAUUGAUUGAAUUGAGUUUCGAAUUGCUUCUGAACUUCCUCAUCGUUUUCCUGACGAUGCUGCUUGGUUGAAAAGUUAGAAAUACGGAAGAUAUAAAAUCUUAUCAAAUGCAAAUUUCUUGGAAUCAAAUAUAGCAAAUAUGUACGUAACAGAAUCUAAUAUGGUUGGGUAUGUUACCGUAUUGGAUACGUGAUAAGUACUACGUAAAG